Molecule: messenger RNA, 849 nt
Organism: Symbiodinium natans
Lineage: Eukaryota; Dinophyceae; Suessiales; Symbiodiniaceae
Source: the annotation of a GenBank genome assembly
AUGCAGGGGGAUGCGUACUAUGGGCCUGGCGUGUACGCCAAUAGGCUCCCGCCAGUCACGCCCAUCUACAAGGUUCUUGACAACAACUAUGACAUGGACGGCGGAGUACAACACAGGGGAACGGACAAGAUGGACAGAGCCGAUUUCGUCGUGUGCUUCGAGGUCGAUCUUUACAAUGAUGACUCCAUCAUCGUCAUCAAUGACACGGCUGGAAGAUCCGUCUUGACGAUCGGUGGCGGACAAAACGUGAGCCUAAGCACGGCUGUGGAUCAUGGCCCUGCGCAGGACGUUGCCAAUCGCGAGGAGGCCAGGCAGAAGUUUUGCGCAAUGCGAGCCGAAGAUGGCCUUCUUGACAUGAUUUGGGGGAGAUUGGUCCUCAACACCAGCAGAUGCUCUUUGGGCUUCUGGCAUAUGGACAAGCUCAACUACCAGGAGGCCAAAAAGCUUCACGAUGGCAAGCUACUAGACCUGCGAAGCUCUGCCCUUACGCCAGACCAAUUUGCGAAGAAUGUGUCGUGGGUGAGGCAAUCGGAUCAGUGGGCUCCAGCAGACGAUGGCACCCUGCGCUUUCAGGGCGAGGCUGGUACACACAAUGCAGCGGAGCUUGGCUUUGUAGGCUUUGACAAAGUUAUGGUGGUAGUCUGGGACGGCAGCCGGUCACCAGAAUUUCGAGGCUUCCUGCUUCACGGUAAUAUUGACGAAGUGGAGGCGAUCAUGGCCAAGAAACAGGCAGAGUGGUCCAAGCACUUUGCCAAGCUCGAGUCUCUAGCGCCAGGAGGUGAGGAAGUAAAGUUCUUGUGGAUCUUGUUGCAGCUCCUCACAACGAAGGAGUGCUAUUAUGAGUUCUGA